AUGGCCCUGAAAACCAUAAUUCAAUUCCCAGUUUUUGCUCCACCCAAUCCACCACACAACAAUAGGCACUACCGUCCCGCCACCGAAAUCCGCUUUUCCCGGUGGAACAACGCCAACGCCGAGAAAUUCAUCCGCCACAAACGCACCCAGAAAGAAAUCGAAGACGAACUCCGUUUCCACAAACGCUUCGACUCCGCCCUCAACAUCGCCAACAAUUAUGACACCACCACCACCACCACCACCACCACCACUGAUACUUUCAAAUCCACCGGAACGCCAUCAACACCCUCUAGACCUUCAAUUCCCGGCAAGAAAUCGAAAUACUCCAAAAACCCAAAAAAUUAUAAAACCCCCAACUACGUACACCCCGCAUUUAAACCAGUUACGAGGCAUUCAGUUGUAUCAAAUGUAUCGGAAGAGGAUAAAACUGGUGUUAAAAUUAGUGAAAAAGGGGUUUCAUAUGAAUUCCCAGAAGCCCCCUUUGAGUUUCAGUACAGUUAUACUGAAACCCCAAAGGUGAAGCCAUUAAAGCUACGUGAGCCACCCAUUGCGCCAUUUGGGCCAAGCACUAUGCCUAGGCCAUGGACAGGACGAAAGCCGAUGACAUCGAGUAAGAAGAAAAUUGAGUUUGAUUCAUUUCAGUUGCCUCCGCCCCAUAAGAAGGGGGUGAAGCCGGUGCAGGCGCCGGGGCCGUUCUUGCCCGGUUCGGGACCAAAGUAUGUGGAGUCGAGGGAGGAGAUAUUGGGGGAGCCAUUGACGAAGGAGGAGAUAAAGGAGCUUAUAGAAAGCUGUAAGAAAUCAAAAAGGCAAUUGAAUAUGGGAAGAGAUGGCUUGACUCAUAACAUGUUGGACAACAUCAAUGCCCUUUGGAAGCGAUGGAGAGUGUGCAAGAUAAAAUGCAAAGGAGUGUGUACAGUUGACAUGGACAAUGUGCGCCAGCAUUUAGAGGAGAAAACAGGUGGGAAAGUUAUAUUCAGUAAAGGGGGGGUCAUAUACCUUUUCCGCGGUAGAAAUUACAAUUAUAAAACUCGGCCACGCUUUCCUCUUAUGUUGUGGAAACCUAUUACCCCUGUGUAUCCAAGACUGAUUAAGCAGGUCCCAGAAGAUCUGACAUUGGAAGAAGCAUGUGAAAUGCGCAGGAAGGGCCGCAAUCUGACACCCAUAUACAAGCUUGGAAAAAAUGGUGUUUACUGUGACCUCGUAAGAAAUGUCAGAGAGGCAUUCGAAGCAUGUGAAUUGGUGCGAGUAAAUUGUCAAGGGAUGAAUGGGAGCGACUAUAGGAAAAUAGGUGCCAAACUCAAGGAUCUUGUUCCAUGUGUGUUAAUGUCCUUUGAGCGUGAACACAUUCUGAUGUGGAGAGGAAGAGAUUGGAAGUCCUCCAUUCCGAAUUUUGAAAAUGAUCCCAAGGAAGUGCAGAAUUUAUUAGUUAAUGAAGCAAGCUUUGACAAUCUCAAUUCAAGCAAAUCUCCUGUGGAUAGUGAAGAUGUGGGCUUAGAGGAGAGCAAUGAAUUGAGCAAGGAGGAUGGUCAGGAUUUUUUAUCUGAAGUAAAUGAUAUGCCAUCUGUAGGUCCUCUUGCAGAUUCAACUCUGAUGAAUAUUUGUGAAACAGAAAGUUCUGCACCAUCAUAUCCAAGCUCCAUUUCCAAUUAUCCUGAAACUUUGACUAGAAGCUGUGAGAGCAAAGAGAUAUUGAAUAAUUCAGGCCCUGAAGAUGACGACACUAGAGCUAUGUCAAUGGGAUCUGGCCCCAAGCUGGGAAGUGCGGGUGGGGGUAACCAAAAUCAACUGAAGUCUUUAUCUUUGGUUCCUCUUUCUUGUAACAAGCUGGAAGAUGUAUCAGAAGACUUGGACAUUCUCAGCAAACCGCGGAGUUUGAGUUCCCCAUGUACUGAGGAAGUUUUGCUACUCUGGAAGCAAGCGGUCAAAAGUGGGAGUGCAGUUGUUUUGGAUGAUUCUAGUCUGGGCGCCGACGUUGUUUAUGAAAGGGCAGUUGCUCUGGCCCAAUCUGCUCCACAGGGGCCUGUUUUUAGGCACGGACGUAAGAAGAUGGCACCCAAUGAAUGUGAGGAACACGAAAGUAGAGAUUCAGAGGUGAGAGAAGUCGUUUCAGAGAGGGAAGGAAGAGAUGGAAAGAAGUCUACAAACAAAAGAAUGAAGGAUUUUAAAGAAGAUUGCUUAAACAUAGNUGUAAGAAGAUGGCACCCAAUGAAUGUGAGGAACACGAAAGUAAAGAUUCAGAGGUGA
This is a messenger RNA of Ilex paraguariensis (yerba mate), 2244 nucleotides long. Lineage: Eukaryota; Viridiplantae; Streptophyta; Magnoliopsida; Aquifoliales; Aquifoliaceae. The record is from the annotation of a GenBank genome assembly.